GUUUGAAUUUUCAGCUAUACUGCCCCCUAGUGUACGGAAGAUGCAUUUGCCUCAUCUCAUAGGUGAUCCAGGAGUGACGUCUUAAGUACAGGUUAACAAGUCCCGUGGGUGACGGUGAGGGACAGGAGGGGGUGGUAUCUUAUUUCCUAUAAGAAGCAUUUGUAUAUUCGAGCUGUUUUGCUCCCUGCAGGUUGUAGUUCUUGUAGUCGAGUAAAUACUUGGAAAAUACUUUUUAUUUUUUUUUCUUAAUAAACCAGUCAGAAGAAGGCGAGCGAGUACAUUCUGGAGGAACCUGUAACCCUGGUGGUUUUGCUCGUACAGACAAACAGGAAGUAACUCUUGCACGUUGCUCUGCAACUAUUCUUUUUUUUUUUUUCUUUUAAGUUUUUAAGCGGCUUGCAGCCAUAUUUUAGUAGCUGCGAGUGGAGGGGGGGGUCAGUGGCUUCCAUGAAUGGCGUCCUCCAGUGAAAGCCUCCAGUCCGCCGGGACGUCCUCAGCCCUGCAGAAACUAGAAGGUUUUGCAAACAGAUUGUUCAGUCGAAAUGGAAAGAGCAGUGCCCAGGAGCAGAAGGCGGCCCUAGAGAGCGAGGGCCAGCUGGUGUCUGAGAGCACCUUACUAUGGGACCGCACAAUGAAAGAGUUUCUAGCCAAAGCCAAAGAAGACUUUUUAAGAAAAUGGGAAAGUCCACCCCAGAACACAGCCAGCCUAGAUGACUUCGAGAGGAUAAAAACCUUGGGCACGGGCUCGUUCGGAAGAGUAAUGUUAGUGAAACAUAAAGGAGCCGAUCAGUAUUACGCCAUGAAGAUUCUGGAUAAACAGAAGGUGGUGAAACUGAAGCAGAUAGAACACACCCUCAAUGAGAAAAGGAUAUUACAAGCCGUCAACUUCCCUUUCCUGGUGAGGUUGGAGUAUUCAUUCAAGGAUAAUUCAAAUUUAUAUAUGGUUAUGGAAUAUGUGCCUGGGGGUGAAAUGUUCUCACAUCUAAGAAGAAUCGGCAGGUUCAGCGAGCCCCACGCGCGGUUCUAUGCAGCUCAGAUAGUUUUAACAUUCGAGUACCUCCAUUCGUUAGACCUCAUCUACAGAGAUCUCAAGCCAGAAAAUCUCUUAAUCGACCAACAAGGAUAUAUUCAGGUCACAGACUUUGGGUUUGCCAAGCGAGUAAAGGGAAGAACUUGGACAUUAUGUGGAACCCCAGAAUACCUGGCACCAGAAAUUAUUUUGAGCAAGGGCUAUAACAAAGCAGUUGACUGGUGGGCAUUAGGUGUGUUAAUCUAUGAAAUGGCGGCUGGUUAUCCUCCAUUUUUUGCCGAUCAGCCCAUUCAAAUAUAUGAAAAAAUUGUUUCAGGAAAGGUACGGUUUCCAUCCCACUUCAGUUCAGAUCUUAAAGACUUACUAAGGAACUUGCUGCAGGUAGAUCUGACCAAACGAUACGGGAAUCUGAAGAACGGGGUCAACGAUAUCAAGAACCACAAGUGGUUUGCCACUACAGAUUGGAUUGCAAUCUACCAGAGAAAGGUGGAAGCUCCGUUCAUACCAAAGUGCAGAGGGCCCGGAGACACCAGCAACUUUGACGACUACGAGGAGGAGGACAUCCGCGUGUCUCUCACCGAGAAAUGUGCAAAAGAAUUUGCUGACUUUUAGGAUGAGGCGUGUUAGGACGACAAUGCCAUCAGGGCUCACAUUUUGGGAUCUUUGCACUCUGUUUUCAGAUGGGGUGGAGCUGAAACCAUCUUAUGUCAAGAGUUACCUUCAUUCCGCAAAGCUGACUGAAGUCUAGAGCGCCAUCUUCCAUGCGUGCACUUUGCACCAAACCUUCUACCCCCGGCACGGCAGAGCUGUCUGUGCCGUAACGCAGAAUACUAGACCACUGAUCUUGUUUUUGUUUCUCCUUUAUCCAGUUUUUUUUGUUUUUAGUUUUUUUGUUCUGCGUAUGAUUUUUCCCUUCCACCACCUCACUGUUUUUAAGUAGUAUUUUACCUAUUUACACUCCCUUUUACUUUGGAAAUGUGUUAUAUGUGUGACUGCUACGGGAGAUGUUGCACUUAGUAACGUAUAGAAUGCAGAACUUGUUGCCUCCAGUCUGUGCCACUGUAAAGGAAGAAAAAAAAUUUAGAUUUUUUUUUUAUUUUUUCUUUUAUUUUUUCUUUUCUUUUUCUUUUUUUUCUUUUUUUUCUCUACUUCGCCACAGGUACAGGUUACAUUUCAGUACAUAGUUGUUACAAUCUCGGGGGUCAUACACCUACCAACAUCUUAAUAAAGGUAACCUCUUCCUUGAGAUUGACCAUUAUUAGGCAGAUGUCAAUAGAAGUGCAACAUUUUGGUUAGCCAGACUCCCCCGUGCCUUGUUUUUUUUUUUUUUUUUUUUUUUAUUAAUUUUUUUUUUUUGUAGGCUGCCCUCCCUAUGAACACAAUUUAUUUUUAAUUUAAAAAAAAAUUUCUAACUAUUAUUAUUUCAACAGAAUGUUUUUGUUACCUGACAAGGCAGUAUAUAGCGUUGGCACAUCUCCAGGCGAUAUAUAUCCAGGCCGCUCUUGUUCAGACUUCAACCACGUCACUUAAUGUUCGAGUUACGUUUUAAAAAAAUUCCGCCUGCUCCGCUGUCUCUUACAGAUUCCAGUCAGUAUUUUUUUUUUUUAACAGAACGUAUUAAAUAAAAAUGUGACAACACAAUAACUCCUUUACUAGCUAUCUUUUUGGC
Hyla sarda is the source of this 2699-nucleotide messenger RNA. It is a transcript of the gene PRKACB, whose product is annotated as protein kinase cAMP-activated catalytic subunit beta. The coding region runs from base 452 to 1642 and encodes 396 amino acids. Gene Ontology annotation, biological process: peptidyl-serine phosphorylation. Gene Ontology annotation, molecular function: cAMP-dependent protein kinase activity; ATP binding. Gene Ontology annotation, cellular component: nucleus; cAMP-dependent protein kinase complex. The transcript is spliced from 10 exons. The record is from RefSeq and is a predicted model, not a curated record. Lineage: Eukaryota; Metazoa; Chordata; Amphibia; Anura; Hylidae.